AUGACUAUCAAGAUUUUCUCACUAGUAGUGGCAUUGGCAUCGCUGGCCAAUGCAGCGGCCACGGCAAAGAAUAAUCACCCAGUUUGUAUUGUUGGUGCUGGCAUAUCUGGUCUCACGGCGGCGAAGGCACUCGAGGACAAAGGUCACAAGACGGUCAUAUUUGAGAAGCGCGACACUGUUGGUGGAAAGUGUCAAUCACAUUACGAAGACGGCCAAUACUUCCCUCUUGGCGCUGUCCUUUUCACUGAGAGCCCGAGCUAUGCGGAGACUUUCAAAUUGGUCAAAUCCUCUGGGGCCGCCUUCGACACUUUUGACCCUGCCUACGCCUACAAUUACGACCCAAAGACUGGAGCUGCGGCUUUGAUGGAGCCUUUCGCUCCUGCUACUAUCAAGGCUUUGCAGGAGGAGUUGGCUCGAUAUGCCGGUCUUUGGCAAAAGGAGUUUGCUCCAAUUGGAGUUCCUAGCUAUAAGAACGGCGUCCCCAAACAAUUCGUUGUUCCUGCUCAAGAAUGGCUUCUCUCGAAUAAAUUCCCCAUCAUCGCGUCUGUUAUCAACCGCGCUGCUGGGAACUAUGGAUAUGGCGACUAUACUCAAAUUCCAGCACUAUACUUCCUGCAGUUCUUCGCGCCGGAUAUUAUCGCCAGCUUUCUUGGAACGAUUCAGCCUUACAAAACUGACUUUUAUGACGUUUUUAAACGUUUAUCCAAGACCAUCAAGGGCCCAAUUCAUCUUGGCACGAAAAUUGAGCGGAUCAAUCGAGGCCGCCAGCCAACUAUUCAGUACCGUGAUGCUAAGGGGCGGUACUCAAAUACACAGCUCUGCUCCGAUUUCAUCUUGGCCUUCCCUCCGACAUCGAAAGCUCUGAAGGAAUCUGGACUGGUACUUUCGGGGGCUGAACGUAGUCUCUUUACACAAGUCGGCGUCAACGGCUAUUUCUCAUCAGCCGUGCGCAUGGACAAGCUUGGCGACAACCUGACAGUCUCACAAGCGCUUCCAAACCCUCUGGAACCUUUCAAGCCGGAAGGCCAACCCGUAUAUCUGACUCCAUUGCAUCCAGAGUCCGAUAUUGUCAACGUUUACUCCGCCGAUGACCCUGCGCACCCGAGCGCUUCCCGAGUCAAGAGUCAUCUUCUUGUUGAUUUGAGCAAGAUUAAUAAAGAUUUGAAUAAUGCUCAUGCUCAGGGUACAGAGGUGGUUGCUUCAGAUAUACGCGCUUUCAGUGGACAGAUCGACUAUUUCCCCCAUGUGGGACCUAAGGCGUUGGCUGAUGGUUGGUAUAAGAAGUUCAAUGCUCUCCAGGGAACAGACCAUACAUACUUCACGUCUGGACUAAACAGCUUUGAGCUUGUUGAGUAUACGAUUCGAGCAGCGAGGGAUUUGGUAAAGCAGCACUUCUAA
This is a messenger RNA of Fusarium sp. VM40, 1398 nucleotides long. The record is from the annotation of a GenBank genome assembly. NCBI's taxonomy places the organism in Eukaryota, Fungi, Ascomycota, Sordariomycetes, Hypocreales, Nectriaceae.